AUGUCUUCCCCCGAGCGCCGUGCUGGAGUCAAGCGGCCUAGGACGCAAUCGCUUCCCCCUCCCGCGCUGCCGCAGUUGGUUGCGGAGCAAAACACGCCCAUCCCCCCCACCGACAAAGACUCUCAACGACUAAUCGUAGUCCUGUCCAAUGCCAGUCUCGAGACGUACAAGGCCUCCCACGGCGGUACCAGCCGCACCGGGAUGCACCGGGAGGACAAGUACUCGUUGCUCAACAGCGACGAGCACAUUGGUGUCAUGCGAAAGAUGAACCGGGACAUUAGUGAUGCCCGCCCCGACAUCACCCACCAGUGUCUACUGACCCUGCUGGACUCCCCCAUCAACAAGGCUGGCAAGCUCCAGAUCUAUAUCCAUACUGCCAAGGGUGUCCUCAUCGAGGUUUCACCCUCGGUCCGUAUCCCUCGAACCUUCAAGCGCUUUGCUGGUUUGAUGGUCCAGCUGUUGCACCGCUUGUCCAUCCGCUCGACCAACUCCAACGAGAAGCUCCUGCGUGUCAUCCAGAACCCCAUCACUGAUCACCUCCCCCCCAACUGCCGCAAGGUGACACUGAGCUUCGACGCUCCUCUGGUCCGCGUUCGCGAGUGGGUCGAGACUGUUGAGUCUAAGGAGAGCAUCUGCGUCUUCGUCGGUGCCAUGGCCAAGGGCGAGGAUAACUUUGCCGACUCGCUCGUGGAUGAGAAAAUCUCCAUCAGCAACUACUCACUGUCUGCAAGUGUGGCCUGCAGCAAGUUCUGUCACGCCGCUGAGGAUGUCUGGGACAUCAUGUAA
Messenger RNA from Ilyonectria robusta, 786 nucleotides. RefSeq names its product nucleolar essential protein 1. Gene Ontology annotation, biological process: rRNA base methylation. The record is from RefSeq and is a predicted model, not a curated record. The coding region runs from base 1 to 786 and encodes 261 amino acids. NCBI's taxonomy places the organism in Eukaryota, Fungi, Ascomycota, Sordariomycetes, Hypocreales, Nectriaceae. Gene Ontology annotation, molecular function: rRNA (pseudouridine) methyltransferase activity; rRNA binding. Gene Ontology annotation, cellular component: small-subunit processome; nucleolus. The transcript is spliced from 3 exons.